This is a messenger RNA of Branchiostoma belcheri (Belcher's lancelet), 2816 nucleotides long. Its product is annotated as eukaryotic elongation factor 2 kinase-like. The record is from RefSeq and is a predicted model, not a curated record. The transcript has 12 exons. NCBI's taxonomy places the organism in Eukaryota, Metazoa, Chordata, Leptocardii, Amphioxiformes, Branchiostomatidae. Gene Ontology annotation, molecular function: ATP binding; elongation factor-2 kinase activity; calmodulin binding. Gene Ontology annotation, biological process: protein phosphorylation. Bases 519 to 2663 code for a protein of 714 amino acids.
UCUAAUUCUAUUCUCGGGGCCAUGACCACCACAGGGUGCGCACUUGGACGGGCCAGCUAGGUAGUUGGUCAAGGUGUAUGAAGCUGAAACUUCGGAAAUCGCAGCUUCGUACACAAGGUAGACUGGGUUUUCGAAGGGUCUGCUGCAAGUGCUGAUUCUGGUGGUGUUGUCCUAUCACUAGUAUCAGGUCAAGACCGACCCGCGAUCGAGCCAGACCUCCGACCAGGACCAAACGGCGUGGUGUGCUGCUAGUCACGUAAGCAGACACACGCCCGAUUAUUAUGAUCCUACCAAAAAAGUUGGCAAUCAUUCUGACGACAGCUCCAUUUCUAGCACCAAUCGAAACCUGUCCGAUGUCUCUGAUCGCAGACUCCAACUGUAAACACCAGUCUCGUACCAGUCGUGAAUUUUUGUACUCUUCAUUCCAGAAAAACGCUCCCGAUUUCAAGUCUUGAACCUUCAAAAAUCGUCGUGAGUAAAAUUUACUUGUUCAAGACCAGGCGACUGGAAAGACAAAAAUGUCUGUCUCUAGUACCUCCGAGGAGGAAGAGUGUAUCCUCAUGCCUCUGACGGAUGUUGAGGUAGUAGAAGAGGAGGAAACAGAGGACAUGUCGUCAGAUUCAGCCGAGGAACCCCCAACUCCAGUGUCAAAACAGAGGCGAGUAUCGUUUGCAUCCAUCCGUCGACAGCGUACACUUGGCACUCUGGCAUCGCUGAGACCAGGGCCUGUCUCCGAACCGAUCGCGAUUCCCGAACGCGAACCUACCACUACCAGACAGGUCUCGAAUUCCGUGAAAAACUGGCGGGUCGCCAUCAAGAAGGCUCGGGAGUUUGUGAAGAACACCCCCAACUCCUGGCAAAAGUUCGGACUGGAGAAGCACGAGACGGAAAAGGCCACAAGACAUCGGUACAACGCCCUGAGGAAGACAUGGUCGGAGGACAUAGUCUUGGUCAAGAUGGAGGACGAGCCGUUCGACCAUGGGGCUAUGAGAGAAUGUUUUCGCUUAAAGAAGCUGUCCAACUUCUCCAGGUCCUUAGACUGGAACCGUGCGUCCAACUACGUGGCCAAGCGGUACAUCGAGAAGGUGGACAGAGAUGUGUACUUUGAGGACGUUAAACUCCAGAUGGACGCUAAGCUGUGGGGAGAGGAGUUCAACAGGCAUGACCCUCCAAAGAAAGUGGAUAUUAUGCAGGUGGUUAUUCUGGAGUUUAAGGACCGACCAGGCUCUCCUCUCUACCACCUGGAACACUUCAUCGAGGGAAAGUACAUCAAGUACAACUCCAACUCUGGCUUUGUGGAGGACGAGGCACUCAGGUGCACCCCACAGGCGUUCAGUCACUUCACGUUUGAGCGCUCGUCCCACAACAUCAUCGUGGUGGACAUCCAGGGGGUGGGGGACCUGUGGACCGACCCACAGAUCCACACCAAGGAGGGGACCAACUACGGGGACGGGAACCUGGGAACUAAGGGCAUGGCGCUGUACUUCCACUCCCACUCCUGUAACAGGAUCUGUAAGGCCCUGAACCUCGCUCCCUUCGACCUGUCCAACAGUGAGAUCGCUAACCUGGAGAAAGCACAGAUGCUACAGAUGUCAUCGAAAACAAUCUUGCGUGGGUCAGAGGAAAUCGUAAUCGACCCAAGGCUGAAGAAUACAGGUGACAUCACGGUAUUUCUUCGCCAACGCUCAGAGAGUCCUCGCAACUCCCCGCGUGUGUCAGAAUCAGAGGAUUUCUCCAUGUCGUCCUCAGUUUCUCCUCCGUUCUCACCCAUAAAUUUCAUGGAUGAUGACCCGUUUUCCAGUCUGCGCCGCUUUCGAUCAGACUCAGAAAACAGCUCUAUCACUCGGGGCCGUGUUCGAUAUGACAGUGAAAUGAGUGAUUGUUUUGAUGAUGACACCAUGUCUCCAGAGGAGGAAGCAGAGCAGGAGGAAUUUGCUCGCCGCCAAGUGAGCCGACCAUCCUGCGUGACUCUGGAGGUCAACCUCCGCCGGAUGUCUGUCAUUCAAGGUCAGCUCACGGGAGGCUCUAUCCUGGGAGAGGUGCAUUUGGAGAUGGCAAAAUACCAUGAGAACGGAAGGUUUGCCCCACAACAGGGACUGAACUUGCUGCACCAGGAGGAAGUGGACUGGGACUCGGCUAUCUUCCAUCUGGAGAAGGCUGCCAUGUGUGGAGUACUGGAAGCCAUCGUGGCUCUGGCCAGGAUGUUCCUGCAGUUGCCUCAUGAUGUGUUAGAGGGCGCUCAUGUUGAGAAUACUGAAGAGAACACCAACAGGGGUGUGGAGUACAUGCGGAUGGCAGCAGUUGCAGGGGAUCGCGCUGCCAUGAUCUACCUGGCAAACGCCUACCAUAACGGCAUGGGCCUAGGGACUGACAGAGAGAUAGACUGGGUGGAGGCCACCCGAUGGUACAGCCAGGCUGUGAACCAGUCCGGGGAGGAUGAGGAGGGCUGCUAUGACGCCACCAUGGAGGACCCCGCAUACAUGCUGAUGGCCAAAGCAGCUGAACUAUACAGAGAGGGUGGGCAUGGGCUGGAGAAGGACCCUGAGAGAGCUGCGGAGCUGUACAAUGAUGCUGCAGAGCAGGCCAUGGCUGCCAUGAAGGGUCGUCUGGCCAGCAAGUAUUUCAUGUUUGCAGAGGAGUGUUGGGGAGAGAUGGAGGAAUGAGAUGUCACGUACAUGUACAUGUACAGGGAACAAACAUCAAACAUAGCGACUGGGAACACAAUCAGUUUGUUGUUAUAUUAUGAGCAACAGCUAUUAUUUGUUACUGUUUACUUGUGUAUGGUUUUAGAAAGGUGCAUGAUUGUAGCUCUGGCU